This is a messenger RNA of Rangifer tarandus platyrhynchus (Svalbard reindeer), 1665 nucleotides long. The record is from the annotation of a GenBank genome assembly. NCBI's taxonomy places the organism in Eukaryota, Metazoa, Chordata, Mammalia, Artiodactyla, Cervidae.
AUGAGCAACAUUUAUGAGUCAGCUGCCAAUACACUGGGAAUCUUUAACAGCCCCUGCCUGACCAAAGUUGAGCUACGUGUGGCAUGCAAAGGCAUUUCCGACAGAGAUGCCCUUUCCAAACCAGACCCCUGUGUCAUCCUCAAGAUGCAGUCCCACGGGCAGUGGUUCGAGGUUGACAGAACAGAGGUGAUUCGCACCUGCAUCAACCCAGUCUAUUCAAAACUGUUCACAGUGGACUUUUACUUCGAGGAGGUGCAGCGCCUGCGGUUUGAGGUCCAUGACAUCAGCAGCACCCACAAUGGGCUGAAGGAGGCCGACUUUCUGGGCAGCAUGGAGUGCACGCUUGGCCAGAUUGUUUCCCAGAGAAAGCUGUCCAAAUCCUUACUGAAGCACGGGAACACGGCAGGGAAAUCUUCCAUCACGGUGAUUGCUGAGGAAUUAUCUGGUAAUGAUGACUAUGUGGAACUUGCCUUCAGUGCACGGAAACUGGAUGAUAAGGAUUUCUUCAGUAAAUCUGACCCAUUUCUGGAAAUUUUUCGAAUGAAUGAUGAUGCAACUCAGCAGCUUGUGCACCGAACUGAGGUUGUGAUGAAUAACUUAAGCCCAGCCUGGAAAUCAUUCAAAGUAUCUGUAAACUCUCUAUGCAGUGGAGAUCCCGACCGCCGGCUGAAGUGCAUAGUAUGGGACUGGGACUCCAAUGGCAAACAUGACUUCAUUGGAGAAUUCACUUCAACCUUCAAGGAGAUGAGAGGAGCAAUGGAAGGCAAACAGGUGCAGUGGGAGUGUAUCAACCCCAAGUACAAAGCCAAGAAGAAGAAUUAUAAGAACUCGGGCAUUGUGAUUUUGAAUCAGUGCAAGAUUCACAAGAUGCAUUCUUUCUUGGACUACAUCAUGGGUGGCUGCCAAAUCCAGUUUACAGUAGCUAUAGAUUUCACGGCCUCAAAUGGGGACCCCAGGAACAGCUGUUCCCUGCACUACAUCCACCCCUACCAGCCCAAUGAGUACCUGAAGGCCUUGGUGGCAGUGGGAGAGAUUUGCCAAGACUAUGACAGUGACAAGAUGUUCCCAGCCUUUGGGUUCGGUGCCAGGAUACCCCCAGAGUACACGGUCUCUCAUGACUUCGCCAUCAACUUUAAUGAAGACAACCCUGAAUGUGCAGGGAUUCAAGGAGUUGUGGAAGCCUAUCAGAGCUGCCUUCCUAAACUCCAGCUCUACGGCCCCACCAACAUCGCUCCCAUCAUCCAGAAGGUGGCCAAGUCAGCAUCAGAGGAGACCAACACCAAGGAGGCGUCGCAAUACUUCAUCCUGCUGAUCCUGACUGAUGGGGUCAUCACAGACAUGGCCGACACACGGGAGGCCAUUGUCCAUGCCUCCCACCUCCCCAUGUCAGUCAUCAUCGUGGGAGUAGGCAACGCAGACUUCAGCGACAUGCAGAUGCUGGACGGUGAUGAUGGGAUUCUGAGAUCACCCAAGGGAGAGCCUGUCCUCCGUGACAUCGUCCAGUUCGUGCCCUUCAGGAACUUCAAACACGCAUCUCCAGCUGCCCUGGCAAAGAGCGUGUUGGCUGAAGUCCCAAACCAAGUCGUGGACUAUUACAAUGGCAAAGGGAUUAAGCCAAAAUGUUCAUCAGAAAUGUAUGAAUCUUCCCGGACACUGGCUCCAUGA